This is a messenger RNA of Chiroxiphia lanceolata (lance-tailed manakin), 2890 nucleotides long. It is a transcript of the gene CHRNA6, whose product is annotated as cholinergic receptor nicotinic alpha 6 subunit. The record is from RefSeq and is a predicted model, not a curated record. Gene Ontology annotation, biological process: regulation of membrane potential; monoatomic ion transmembrane transport; chemical synaptic transmission. Gene Ontology annotation, molecular function: transmembrane signaling receptor activity; acetylcholine-gated monoatomic cation-selective channel activity. Gene Ontology annotation, cellular component: postsynaptic membrane; neuron projection; synapse. NCBI's taxonomy places the organism in Eukaryota, Metazoa, Chordata, Aves, Passeriformes, Pipridae.
ACCUACUUACCGUCCAGGGGGGUCGUACGUCUUCUUGCCUUCUGUGUCUUUCCCCAAACCUCUGUUCUCAAAAGGAAACUCUACUCUGCUGCUAGCAAUGCAUCCUGAGAGGUGGCUAUGUUCGUGCUACCCCACUUUCUGUGUGUGGGCAUUCGUGUUCACAUCCUUGAUUAAAGAUACCACAGCCUGCGAAUCAGAGGAACGGUUAUUUCACAAACUCUUCUCCCAGUACAACCAGUUCAUCAGGCCGGUGGAAAAUGUGUCUGAUCCCGUCAGAGUGUAUUUUGAGUUGGCCAUAACCCAGCUUACAAACGUGGAUGAAGUCAACCAGAUUAUGGAAACAAAUUUGUGGCUUAGACAUAUUUGGAAUGACUACAAAUUGCGAUGGGAUCCCAGCCAAUAUGAUGGCAUUGAAUUUGUUCGUGUACCAGCAGAUAAAAUUUGGAAACCAGACAUCGUCUUGUACAAUAAUGCUGUGGGAGAUUUUCAAGUUGAAGUAAAGACCAAAGCCCUCCUUCGCUAUGAUGGAAUGAUCACCUGGACCCCACCAGCUAUUUUUAAAAGCUCCUGUCCUAUGGAUAACUUUUUCCCAUUUGAUCAUCAGAAUUGUUCGCUCAAAUUUGGCUCAUGGACCUAUGACAAAGCCAAAAUUGAUCUUCUGAUCAUUGGAUCCAAAGUAGAUAUGAAUGACUUUUGGGAAAAUAGUGAAUGGGAAAUAGUUGAUGCUUCUGGCUACAAACAUGAUAUCAAAUAUAACUGCUGUGAAGAGAUCUACACAGACAUAACAUAUUCCUUUUAUAUUCGAAGGUUGCCAAUGUUUUACACCAUAAAUCUGAUCAUUCCCUGUCUUUUCAUCUCAUUCCUGACUGUGUUAGUUUUUUAUCUGCCAUCUGACUGUGGUGAGAAAGUGACCCUUUGCAUCUCUGUGCUCCUUUCUUUGACUGUAUUUUUACUGGUGAUCACAGAAACAAUCCCAUCCACCUCUUUAGUAAUUCUAGUAGGUGAAUAUUUACUGUUCACUAUGAUAUUUGUGACUCUGUCAAUUGUCAUUACAGUGUUUGUCCUGAAUAUACACAGGACUCCAACCACACACACAAUGCCCGAAUGGGUAAUCAUCUUUCUUAACCUGCUCCCCAAAGUCCUGUUGAUGCAGAGGCCACUAGAACAGCAGAAAAAAAAUCACUCCAAAAAACCCAAGAAAGUAUCGGACAGUAAGUCAGGCAAGUCAAAGCACAGCAAACACAAAGAUACCAAACUGCAGAGGGAGCAGCAGCGAUGCAGUCACUGUGACAAGGCAACUGAACUCGCUACCACCACGAGAGGACUGAGCCAUCAAUCACCAAAAUGGAUGGUGGAGCAGGUGGAGUACUCCCCAGAGGUGAAGGAUGUCAUCAGCAACGUCCAGUUCAUCGCAGAGAACAUGAGGUCUCAAAAUGAAACCAAAGAGGUGGAAGAUGACUGGAAAUACGUAGCUAUGGUGAUAGACAGAGUAUUUCUGUGGGUAUUUAUAAUCAUUUGUGUGUUUGGGACUGCAGGACUCUUUAUCCAGCCACUGAUAGCAGAUAAAUAACUUGAUUUGCUGCUUUUUACCCACUUUGGGGUUUGUUUCAUUUUUGGUUUGUAAAUUUACCUUUUAUUUCUCUCCUCUUACAUAACCCACCUGCUCAUCUCCUCCUCAGCACCCAGCCACAGAGGGUCCCAGAUCAAUAAAGCACGUUUAUCUUUGUGUUUGAAAUCAGACAGGUCUUAAACACUUAAUCAUAUUUGAAGACAAACUGACUUAAUAUUAGAAUGUGCUAACCAUGUGAGGCGUACAUGUUUGAAAACUACAUGAUUCCAAAAUCUUGAAAAACUAGUUUAUCUGCCCCUUAGCUUUGCAUGUGACCAAAGUCCCCUCUGCUUCCUGAUACUGAAUACCAAGACCUUGACGAACUUCAGUAGGAUUUCCAAGCCACAACUCUCUUGUCAGAUUAACAAUGGUCCUAGUUCCACAGGAGUUUCCUCUCUGAAAAUUCUUGCUUGCUUGGGCUCAGAUAUAAGCCCAGUACGGAAGGGUUCAUUCCUGAGUGGGUACUGAUCACAGACAGAAUUGGCUUGACAGAAUCAUACUGAUCUGAGUUUUCCUGUUUUUAAAGCUGCAGGCCAACUUAGAUUAUUCACAUCUCAGGAGGAAAAGGUUGAAUAUCAUGAAUCCUGUGUAAAGCUGAGCACCUUGGCUUGAACAGCUGUGCAGCAGUGUUCUGUUUGCUCGUUCCUCAUGGGUCAGUGCUGUGUGUGCAAACCUGUAACUGCAGGGACACAUCCUUUGGGGCUGAGGUUGCUGCUACAUAACCAAAUUCCCAAUCCUAGUGUGCUUAAUCCUGAAACACUUUGCAGAUGUGACCCUGAUGUGGUUUCUAUAAUACAUGGAUGGUUUACCCUUAGGUCCCUUGUCCAUUUGUAUUCCUGUUGGGUUUGUGCCCAAGGAUUCUUCUUUAAAAGGCAGCACUCCAAUUAAACCCAGUAGCUUCAAAAAUACAAAUCUCUUCUUUCUUUUAAGAGCACCUAACUUUAACUGUACAGUGUCAGUGCAGUGUUUUCUGUGUCUGCCAUGUAUCAGUUUCUGCUUUGAACAUCACCAAUCCGUGGAAAGUAUGAAUUGCUGUUACUGAAGUCACUGUCCUUUCACUCUUUUGUGAUGCUCCAUAAUAAAGAGAACAGGAUUGAAUAAAUGUAUAUCUUAGAGAUAAAGGUGGAAUGACAAGAAUAUAACUGUCUUAAUCCAGCCAGUCAUGACUGUCUAGAAGAAAACUAUAUUUUCUGUAAUCUUCCUGAAUGUUGCAUAAUUAUGUAGUGACUGACAAACAGAUAUGUGAACAAGCAUACCUUAUUUUGUCAGCCUGUCAAUUAA